Molecule: messenger RNA, 1194 nt
Organism: Ornithodoros turicata
Lineage: Eukaryota; Metazoa; Arthropoda; Arachnida; Ixodida; Argasidae
Exons: 2
Coding region: 1-1194 (397 amino acids)
Biological process (GO): DNA integration
Molecular function (GO): nucleic acid binding
Source: RefSeq, a predicted model, not a curated record
AUGAGCCUCUACAGCUACAGCACUCUCUCCACGCUGCUGCGUGUGACGGCUUGGAUCAUUCGAUUUUGUAACAAUUGCCGCCGCCGCCUAGCGUACACAUCGGGGCCACUAACGGGUGCAGAAAUCACUCGUGCCGAGCGGGUCUGGUUGCAUCGCACACAGCAGGAAGCCUUCCCGAGCGAAAUCUCUUGCCUUAGCAACGGCAAGAGGCUCUCCCCUGCCUCGUCCGUACGGGAUCUCAGGCCCUUCCUCGAUGAUUUCGGCAUCAUGCGCGUCGGCGGACGUCUCCAUCAACUCCCCGACUGCGAACAAGUGAAGCACCCUGUCUUGCUACCAGCGAAGCAUCGUUUUACAGACCUCGUCGUAGUGGACGCCCACCAUCGCGUUCUUCACGCGGGCGUGCAGGACACCCUGAGCCAAGUCCGGAGCAAGUUUUGGAUACUGCGCGGCCGUCAAGCAACACGACGUGUGCUUCACACCUGCCUCACCUGCCGCAAACAUCAUCCACAACUUGGGACUGCUCCCACCGCUCCGCUACCACGCGAGAGAAUCACGGAGUCGGAGCCGUUCGGUGUGGUCGGCGUGGACUUCGCGGGACCUCUGUACCUCAGAGGCUCGUCUUCAAGCUCUAAGGCCUACAUCGUCCUUUUCUCGUGUGGCGUGACCAGAGCUGUGCAUUUGGAGCUCUCAUCGUCCAUGAACGUGCCCGACUUUCUACUCGCCUUUCGGCGGUUCAUUUCUCGACGAGGAAUGCCUUCGUGCGUCUACUCCGACAACGCAAGGACCUUCCACAAAUGCUCCGCCGUUCUCUCGUUGGUCGCUGCCGCCGACGUUCAGGACUUCGCCGCCCAACGUCGGAUAGAGUGGCGCUUCAUCAUCGAGCGUGCUCCGUGGUGGGGCGGAUGGUGGGAGCGCCUGAUAAGAACGGUGAAGGAGGCUCUGAGGCGAUCUCUGGGGCGAGGCUGUUUAACCUUUGAAGAGCUGACCACAACCUUGUGCGAAGUGGAAGCCGUCGUUAAUUCCCGGCCACUCACGCACGUGGGCACCGACGCCGGGGACCCGGAGCCUCUCACGCCCUCACAUUUUUUGCUGGGGUCGAUUCACACGAUGCAACAUUUGCUGGUACUUCGUUCCAACAAUGGUUGCACGCAAUUCAUUGAAGUUUCACAGAGUAGGCCCUCUGUCACACGGUGA